CAGCAGCAGCAGCAGCAGUUGUUGCAACCGCAGCAAAUGCAGCAACAACAAAUUCAACAACAGCAAAUUCAACAACAACAAAUUCAGCAGCAACAGAUGCAACAACAACACAUCCAGCAGCAACAUCUGCAGCAGCAACAAAUGCAGCAGCAACAAAUACAGCAGCAGCAAAUACAGCAGCAACAGCAACAAGAGCAGCAGGAACAGUUUCAGAAACAGGUGCAAAUGUUGCAGCAAACGAAAGCCAAAUCCAAGUUCAGUGCUGCUCAGGAGGGCGGCGGCAUGCUGCUGCAGCAGGCGGCACAGGCACCUGCACACAACCAGUCUGAUGCAUCACAAGCACAACCACCACCUUCUAAGGCCUCCUCAGGGACCAUAAGUGGAAUGCUAGCAGACUUCAGCAGGGCUCUUGGUUUGGGUGGAACAUCACCACGCCCAUCACCUUCUGAUGACAAGCCGAGUACCAACAGCCAAGGACUCCAGCAGCCUACAAUGCAGUACCCACAAGCUACACAGCAGAAGAUGAACACAGCUCAGUUACAAGACCAGCUGCAACCCAUGGCACAGAUGCAGCAGCAGAGGAUACAGCAGAUGCAGUCACAGCAACAGCAGCAGCAGUUGCAGCAACAACAGCAGCAGCAGCAACAGAUGCAACAGCAGCAGAUGCAACAGAUGCAGCAGCAGCAACUCCAGCAGCAGCAGCUUCAACAGCAGCAACAACAUCAACUGUUCCGACAGCAGCAGCAGAUGUUGGGAGAGUUUGGAGAGAUAUCAGGUGCACUGUUCCCACAGCACCUGACACCACAGCAGCAGCAGAUGUACCAGCAGCACAUGCAGCUGCAGCACCAGGCACAGCACCUCAAGAAGAUCCGCCGCUCGCUGCCGCACUCUGCAGAUCAGCAGCAGCAGCAGCUGCAGCAGAUACGCCAGCAGACGUUACAUCGAAAGGAUCUGAAUCAGUCACAGAUUUUAGUUGGUUCGCAGUCGGUGCUAGCGGGUUCGCUAGCCAGCAGUCAACCUGUGAUUGGCAGCAUGCCUCAAAUCCAGACCCAACCCACUGGUCGGUUUGCCAUGGGGGCGCACCUUGUCUCAAGUCAACAGGCAACACGCAGUCUUCAUGCAGCCACUGUGACACCAAUGGGGACGCCUCAAAGCACACCUGUUGGCACUCCACGGGGCCCAAGGGAUGGUGGUGGUGAUUCUUCAGAUACAAUGAGUGAAACAGAUUCUCAGAAAUCAUUGAGAAUGAGACGCAAAUUACCACCUAUACCAGCUGAUCAAGAAGCAGCACCUCUUCCAUCAACUAAGAAAAGGUCCUUUUCACCCUUGCGACAGACUUCUCUUGAUGGACUGCUACCAAGGACAUCAAAUCUGAUGUUAGCCAGACCAAGUGCUAGCGAAACUAACCUUCGAAAAAUUGCUCUUGGGGUUGAUCCUAUCCCACGACCUGGAUCAGCACUGGGUUUAUUGCAAGCUUCAAGUGUUGUGAGCAGCUCAGGAAUGAGGCCAAUCACAACGGGUAUUGGUACAACAGAUCUGACAAGUACAACAGCAACAUACUCAUCACCACUGGCUGACUUAGCAUCAUGUUUGCCUCCAGACUUGAGACACUUACUUGGAAAUUCAACAUAUUCUGAUUCUGGAAAUUAUGGAAAGCAGCUGCCAAGUUAUAUGCGAAGCCUUAAAGAGCAACUGAGAGAUGAAAUUAAAUUUGCUGCUGCUGAGCGCAGGAGACUGCUGACCGCUCCUGAUAAGGAUCGGGAUACAAGGCUCCGAGAAAAAUUUGAACCAUUGAAAAGGUUGGAUAUCCAGAGGAAGAUUGCCUCCCCCAUAAUGGGACGCUCCCGGAAGAUACGGGGUCAUCGUAGGCAGCUCUCUGACCCUAAAAUACACCCGCCAUUUUCUCCCAUCAAGGAAGACGGAGACCUGGAGAGUGAUUACGACAGGGGAUACCUUGGCUACUUACAUCCAAGUCUGAAGCCUCCAUACAAAGCUUAUGAAUAUGAGUCUAUUGACGACACUGGGAGACGAUCCGAGUGGGACCCAUCCCAGUCCUACCUGGCGUCUUCAUAUGCUGCGGCCGGCGGAGCCCUCAGGGAAACUGCCAUCAACAGCGUUCUGGACGAGGACCGCUACAUCACCAACUCUAGGUACAGCCUGCGGCGGUCGAGCGACGGGCUGGAUGUGCGCCGCCGCCACGACAGCCGCAAACACCGCAAGCCGCGCUCGUGGCACCCUUCGCCCUACGGCAGUGACGACGAUGACGACCAGCUGACGCGCGAAGAGAAGAAGGCCAAGAUCAAAGCGGAGAUAGCGCGCCGCCGGCAGCAAAUUGAAGAGAACGCGCGCCUCCACGAAGAACUGUUGCGCUUGGCACGCCUCCGCGAAAGUGCCGAGCUGGGGUUCACGCCGCACUCGGGGCCGGAAGCCGGCCGCGGCGGCUACGGAACUUCGAGUGUGCUCAAGUCCAUAGACGAACUGCUGCUGUCCGGCCGUGGGCUGCAUUUCGACUACCGAGCACACUCUCCCCGGCGCACGGAAGAGGACCGCUCCAUGGAUCGGAUAGCGUCCACCUUCCGCACUGACGACUACACGUCCGGCGUGUACGAGCGCCUGUCCGACUUCUCGCCGUUGACGGACUUCACCCCGCAUGCAAUGCCUCUCCUCCCGGACAUGCCCACUCGGUCACGUAAGCUGCUGGAGGACUUAGGCAGUUCUCCCAUCACCGAGUCCGUGCUCGCGCUGCCACAGAAAGGCAAGUAUGGCUCCAGACUCUACGCCAAAUAAUUUUCGUUCGCAUUUUUCUUCUGAUAAACGUGUACUUCGUUUCAAUUAUUCUCGAUACUCCAAAGAAUCUCUCCUACGGUAACUUUCCAGUAUUUUCCAUUCCGCUUUCCUAUCUCUCGUACACUGUCGUCAUCGAGGCGACCGAGUUUACUGAAGGCGUGAAAC
Molecule: messenger RNA, 2952 nt
Organism: Schistocerca piceifrons (Central American locust)
Lineage: Eukaryota; Metazoa; Arthropoda; Insecta; Orthoptera; Acrididae
Product: histone-lysine N-methyltransferase 2D-like
Exons: 11
Cellular component (GO): nucleus
Source: RefSeq, a predicted model, not a curated record